AUGAUUGUAGUAUAUUCAAUAACAAUAUGUAAUAUGUGUAAAUCAUUAGUUCAAAAUAUUAAGACAAACUUAAAUGAUGGUGAUUCAGAAAUUUUAAAGAAAGCUGAUAAAGAGUGUGAUACUGUUACAAAUAAUAAUAUAAUAUUAGAUCCAAUGUGUAAAACAUUAGUAAAUAGAGAAGUAAAUUAUAUUAUAUCUGAAUUAAGAAAUAAUAAAACACCAGAUCAAAUUUGUCAAGAUCUUCAGUUUUGUCCAUCUAUUAAAUUACUUAAUUAA
This is a messenger RNA of Strongyloides ratti, 276 nucleotides long. RefSeq names its product Saposin-like type B, 1 domain and Saposin-like type B, 2 domain and Saposin B domain and Saposin-like domain-containing protein. The record is from RefSeq and is a predicted model, not a curated record. NCBI's taxonomy places the organism in Eukaryota, Metazoa, Nematoda, Chromadorea, Rhabditida, Strongyloididae. Bases 1 to 276 code for a protein of 91 amino acids. The transcript is spliced from 3 exons.